AUGCAAUGCCCAUGCGGAUAUAGAUACGUCAUAAAGAGACAGGGAUGCGGGACGGUUUCCAUGACAACUCAGCAUCCAUUGCGGUUUGAGAAUCCCUGCUUCGUCCGGUCCAAAACGAGGUUGUUCCAGCUGAAGAUCUUCAAGAAGAUGGACGAGAAGAUCUUGAAGAGUGCUUACACCGUCAACAAAGAUACCUUUAUGGGCACCGAACGGGGGAUGAUGCAGAGACCAGGGAAACGGAAGUCACCCAUCGAAUAUUGGGCUAUCAUGCUAGCCGCAGAUACUAUCCUCUUCCAGGAGUCCAAAUCCGUGUCACGUGAUCUGUUUGUUAAGAAGAUGGCAUCAGAAGAUUUGGCCACCUGGUACGCAUUCAUCAAGUCACAUUUCUUCAGCGAGAGUUGGACGGUAUUUCCAUUGAAAGGCAUCGUGGCGCCAGAGUUUAGAAUGGCUCUUCACUUGACGCACCAUGCUAUGUGCUUGGCCACUCUUAGCCCGCCAAAAUGCUGCAUCGCCUGGGAUCUAAAAAGAAUCACACAGACUAGUAUACAGGAAGAAACCCUCGGAUUUCACAUCGACAGCACCGGGAGCGAUGCAGGUUACUGCGAGCUGAAGACAGAAUCUAAGAAGACCGCAGGAGAGAUCUAUCGUAUCCUCUCUCGUCACCAUAGCAAGGGAUCCAUCAGAGGCGCCCUCCCUAAACUACCCCCUAUAGAACCAAUAGCUGCACCCCCUCUUCUGUUCAUGAGGCCUGACCUUAAACCUGGCGGAGUUCCCGGACCUGAGCGUUACACGGCCUCUCCGUCUCGCCUGAGAGGAAGACCCCCUCAGCCACCAAAACCACACCCGGGUACUCCGCCAGACUUUCUGACUGAAGACGGCCAUUUUGAUUCUCUCAUGGAUGACAACGACCUCGAUGAAUGUGAUGUUGAAGGGCUGAUUGAGGAAACGCACGUCGAUAUGGUCUCGCUGAUGUCGACCGGGCGGGAUGACAUAGCCGCUUACGUUAACACGUGAAUGCCAGCAAGAAAAAGGAGUGUCGAAUUUGAGUCGUUGGACGAGGACUUGUAAUGUAGGCCUAUAUUUUCUUCGUCCAGAAAAGGAGUAUGAUUUAAUCGUAAACCUUAAUCGGAAUAUUAAUUUAUUUCCCUAUACAUGUACUUUAACAAAUCCUGUAUCAUUUCAAUAUCAAUUUUUCCAAGAAAUAAAGAACGUGAGAGAUGGAAGUGUUUUGGGGCGUCGCUAAGCCAAUUUGAUUGGGGGACUGUCAGACCUAUAUAUUUGCCGACACUGAUGAUGAUACUUUAAGAUAAGCCGACAAAAUUAUGAUGCUUGCUCUUAUUCCCACUGACCCCAGACACAAACUCUCCCGGCCGUACACAUGGGAUUUCAAUGUAACAUAGGCCUGCUA
Messenger RNA from Lytechinus pictus (painted urchin), 1408 nucleotides. RefSeq lists its product as uncharacterized. Lineage: Eukaryota; Metazoa; Echinodermata; Echinoidea; Temnopleuroida; Toxopneustidae. The transcript has 5 exons. The record is from RefSeq and is a predicted model, not a curated record. Bases 1 to 1014 code for a protein of 337 amino acids.